Molecule: messenger RNA, 1595 nt
Organism: Medicago truncatula (barrel medic)
Lineage: Eukaryota; Viridiplantae; Streptophyta; Magnoliopsida; Fabales; Fabaceae
Product: soyasaponin III rhamnosyltransferase
Exons: 1
Coding region: 54-1457 (467 amino acids)
Molecular function (GO): UDP-glucosyltransferase activity
Source: RefSeq, a predicted model, not a curated record
AAUCAGAACCUUAUCACUACAUCCAUCUUUAACUCUUUCUUUGAACCGUUCUCAUGGAUUCAAUUGUUAAUCAUGAAAAUGGUAACAACAAGCCUCUUCAUGUUGUAAUGAUCCCUUGGCUAGCUAUGGGACACAUGUACCCUUAUUUCGAGUUAGCAAAAAUUCUUGCUCAAAAGGGUCACACUGUCACCUUCAUAAACUCCCCCAAAAACAUUGAUCAAAUGCCCAAAGCACCCAAAGCAAUUCAACCAUUCAUCAAUUUGGUAAAAUCACCUUUACCAUACAUAGAACAACUACAUGGUGAAGAGAGCACUCUUAAGGUUCCAUUAGACAAGAAUGGUCACCUUAAAUUGGCUUAUGAUGGUUUUCAAGACCAUGUUACUGAAAUACUUAAAACUUCAAAGCCUGAUUGGGUUUUCUAUGAUCAUGCAGGUGAUUGGGUACCUUCAAUAGCCAAAAGCCUUAACAUUUCAUGUGCUCAUUUCAAUGUAGUCCCAUCUUGGAACAUAUGUUUUGCUAAUCCACCAAAGGAUCAAAUCAACAAUGAUAGGUAUAGUCCACCAAAGUGGGUUCCUUUCAAAACAAACAUUCAUUUCAAACCUUAUGAGAUGAGGAGAACAAUAUCACUUUUUAAAAAUGUUUCCGGAGGAAAAACAGCGAGUUUUAAUUUCGACAAAGUUUACUCGAGUUGUGACCUUAUUCUUAUCAGAGCCACUAGAGAACUUGAAGGUCAAUGGUUAGAUUAUAUUUCGGAUCGAUACAAGGUUCCUGUGGUUCCAGUUGGAAUACUUCCACCAUCCAUGCAGAUAAGAGACAAUGAGGAAGAAGAAAACGACCCUGAUUGGGUGAAAAUCAAGGCUUGGUUGGAUUCAAAAGAAUCAUCUUCGGUUGUUUACAUUGGAUUCGGGAGCGAGUUAAAGUUAAAUCAACAAGAUCUAACUGAGUUAGCUCAUGGAAUUGAGCAAUCUAGGUUACCUUUCUUUUGGGCUUUGAAAAACCUUAAAGAAGGUACACUUGAAUUACCCGAAGGAUUUGAAGAAAGAACAAAAGAAUAUGGAAUCGUUUGGAAAACAUGGGCACCACAGCUAAAGAUCUUAGCUCAUGGAUCAAUUGGUGGAUGUAUGAGUCAUUGUGGUUCAGGUUCAGUCAUUGAGAAGCUUCAUUUUGGGCAUGUACUUGUGACAUUGCCUUAUUUAAUUGAUCAAUGUUUGUUUUCAAGAGAACUAGAAGAAAGGAAAUUGGCUAUUGAGGUACCAAGGAAUGAGCAAGAUGGGUCCUUUACUAGGGACUCUAUAGCCAAAACAUUGAGGUUGGCAAUAGUGGAUGAGGAAGGAAGUAUCUAUAGAAAAAAUGCCAAAGAUAUGGGAAAGAUUUUCGGUUCAAAAGAUCUUCACAAUGAAUACAUUAAAGGUUUCAUUGAUGCUCUCCAAAAACAUAGAGUUCAUUCCAACAAUUAAGCAUAUUUAUGUGUUGUUUUUUUUUACCUUAUUGCAACAAUAAUCCAUGAGAUGUUGAUGUAAGUUCAUUUCAUUGGCAAAAGUUUGACUUUGUAAUUUCAUGGAACAAAGUUUAAAUAGACUCUUGUUAAAUGAUCA